Molecule: messenger RNA, 7209 nt
Organism: Hylaeus volcanicus
Lineage: Eukaryota; Metazoa; Arthropoda; Insecta; Hymenoptera; Colletidae
Gene: Sirt1
Product: NAD-dependent protein deacetylase sirtuin-1
Exons: 10
Coding region: 773-3349 (858 amino acids)
Molecular function (GO): NAD+ binding
Source: RefSeq, a predicted model, not a curated record
AUUAGAAAUAUACGAAGUAUAAAAAAUAUAACAGUGGAAAAAGUAAAGGAUUCGCGUGUGCAAUUGUUAUACUGUCAGUGUACCUUUACGAUAGGUAUUCAAGUUUAUUAACCACAACAGUAUUAAUUCCAAUACAAUAAUGGUAAAAAAAUGUAUUUUACGAUUUGUAUGCAAGUUAUACAUUUAAAUAUUAAAAAAAAAAAAAAAAGGAAAAAAAAGGCUCAAAGUUAUGGUAAAAAUGCACAACGUUAAAGAGCAAGCGCCAACCAGCCUACAUCCUACAUAAACAUAUAUAUAUAUAUCCACAAGCGUCGAGGAAACUCAUCAUGUAGUAAAUAAACAAGCGGCUACUAUUCAACCAUAAAUAUCUUUUAAAAUUCUACAUUAUUGACUUCCGUAUAUUAAACAGCACGUCUGGGUAGAAGCUAGUUAAAAAGUGAAAGUUCUACAUACAUGGAGAGUUCUCGUUUGCGCUAACAAUAAGAGUACAUAAGUUGCGAUUUGUAUUUCCAACGAAAGAUAACAUUUCAUUGUUGUGUUCUAGUGCAAGCUUGUGAAUCUUUUCGAAGAAAGAAAAUAGAAAGAAAAAUCAAGAUAAAACAGUUGGCGAAUAUUGAUCUCCUUUUCCGUUCGUGAAACUUUCAUAUCGUGUGUCGAUGUCAUCCAAUUCCGCUAACCCUAAAAGUGGAGGGGAAAAGAGCAUUAAGGACAAAGGCGACCUCUGUUGUGGCAACGGACGCGCAUCAAACUAUGCAUUGCAUUGCUGUCGAAAAUGGCGUCGAGCUCGGAGCUGCCAGAAUAUUCGUCCCCUGCAAAACGACGAAAAGUCGACGGCAACGGUUACAUCGGCGCCAGCGCUACGAAACUGGAUUUCCAACAUUGUGAGACGUCGCGUGACACCCCUAACGAGGAUCUCGAAGAGACAUACGGAGGAGAUAGCGGGUUCAAUGAAUUAAGCGACGAAUCAAAAUCAACUUCAGUUUCUCCAGAUGCUACAAAUUUAACGACUACUCCAUCUAGAAUCGAUUCCACUAGCGACGAUACCGGUUGUCCGAUCGAUACUGCAGACGAGAAGGACGAAGUGUCCUCGACAGUUUCAAAUUUGUCAGAUUUAUCAGGCCUGUCCGACUUUUCUGGGGAAGGUGAAGUGAAUCAUCAAUGGAGGAAUGCAUCCUCGUGGGUUCAGAAACAAAUGUUGAUAGGUGCUGACCCUCGAGAACUUUUACACCAUCUCCUUAUGGAUUCCACACAGAUUCCAGAGCAGGUCGACGACCUGACUCUUUGGAAGAUUAUAGUAAAUGUGAUGUCUGAACCACCCCGCCGACAGAAGUUGAGGCAUAUAAAUACUUUGUCGGACGUGGUCAGAUUAAUACGUAAUAGUAAAAAAAUUAUAGUCUUAACUGGAGCGGGCGUGAGUGUCAGUUGUGGUAUUCCUGACUUCAGAAGUAGAGACGGUAUUUAUUCUAGGCUGGCUCAAGAUUUUCCCGACUUACCCGAUCCACAGGCUAUGUUUGAUAUUAAUUACUUUGGUCAAGACCCGAGACCGUUUUACAAAUUCGCACGAGAAAUUUAUCCUGGACAAUUUAAGCCAAGUCCUUGUCAUAGGUUUAUUAAAAUGCUCGAUAAGCAGAAGAAGCUUUUAAGAAAUUAUUCGCAAAACAUCGACACCCUCGAACAAGUAGCAGGCAUCGAAAACGUGAUCGAAUGCCAUGGCUCCUUUGCCACUGCAUCGUGUACGAGGUGUAAAUACCAAGUAAAAGCUGACGAUAUCAGGGAGGACAUUUUUGCUCAGAGGAUACCAGUGUGUCCAAAGUGCAGAAUUAACGCUUUGCCACCCAUAUCGGAGAUUAACCCUAACGAGAGUUACAGAGAUUUGGUGACGCAGGGCAUAAUGAAGCCAGAUAUCGUUUUCUUUGGCGAGGGACUACCAGAUGUUUUUCACGAUGCGAUGUCCAAAGACAAAGACGACUGUGAUCUCUUAAUCGUAAUCGGAUCAUCCUUGAAAGUCCGCCCUGUAGCGUUAAUUCCUUCCUCUAUUCCGUCUCAUGUUCCACAGAUUUUAAUUAAUCGCGAAUCGUUGCCGCAUCUCAAGUUCGACGUCGAACUGUUGGGAGACGGUGACGUCGUUAUAAACCAGCUGUGUCAGUUAAUGGGAGACAGUUACAAGGAAGUAUGUUGGAACGACACAGUUCUCAAAGAAGCAACCCAACUUCUGCCCGUACGUUACAUGUCAGACGACACAUGGGAGCAAAGCCAGGACACCACAACGAACACUGUGUUAACACGAGAUAGUGCCGAGACUGAUUUUAAACCGCACGACUCGUGCUCCGUCGAAAGUCAAGACAGUCUUAUGAUCAAUAACAACAGCGGUAUCCAACAAUGCACGGACAGUAUAAACAUGUGCGUUUCACCUUACCGUAACGAUCACACGAAUAAUAGAGAGGAGAGAUUCAGUCUGUUGGGAGACAGUCCUAAGAGAAGACUGGCCGAGUCAAGUGCUGAGAGUAGUCCAAAAAGAAUGAACUGUGGCAGCAGUUCCGUGUUAGACUUUAACUUGUCCUCCUCGAUAACUGAGAAUUCCGAUUGCUCGACUGAUUAUAAAAUUCACGUCGUGUCGGUGGAAUCUACUUCGAAGGACAAUGGAAAAGUUUACAAUUUAGAAGAGUGUCAAGUAUUUCCAAGGAUAGUAGAAUUCUCUUCGGAAGGUACAAUGUUAGAUUCGUCGUUAAAAUCCAAUCGUUGUAUGGAGAACACGGUGGCAUCGAGUAUGAACGAUGAUCACGCGCCGGUACCCACCACUGGAAUUGAUAAAAUUAAUUUCAAACCGCGACAAGCGUCGAUCGAUUCCGCCUUGGAUUCUGGAAUAGGCGAUAGCUGUAACAGUGUCGACAGUCGAGAGGGGAAGAACGAUAAAGACGAGUUCAAAAAUGAUAGAAUGGAGAGGCACUGUUGGCAGCCGAAAAUACGAGAAAGUAUCGCUACGAGGUUACCAGAAAACACGUAUUACCAAUUAACACCUGGAAAGUAUAUUUUCCCUGGGGCAGAAAUAUAUUCAGACCCUGAGGAUUACGAUCAGUGUUCUCUUUCGAUUAAUUCCGAAAGCUCGGAGAGCGACAGUGAUUCCUCGUCUGCGGUUGAAGAGGAGGAGGAAGAGGAGGAGGAAGAGGAGGAAGACGAAGACGAGGAGGAGGAUAAUCAACAAGGAGAAACGAAUAAAGAGUGCAAAAAGGAAGAAAUAGGUAAGGGUGAUAAGUUGUUGGAAAGUAUAAACAUCAAAGCUGAUACCAAUACGGAGGGUGAGGAGGUAAAGUGGACAACGAGUCAUCUUUACAGUGGUGCACAAGGUUAAUGGAGAUCUGUAUUUAAGAAGUGACAAUCCUGAUCCUUGUUACCUUCAUCGAACUUGAAUGUUCGAGGAAAGAAACUAUGAACAAUUGGCAAAGAGUGCAAUUCUACCAGUUGUACAUACGUUACACGCGUGUACGCGCUAUCGUGCAAACGUUCCGUACGUUUGCUUUCCUACGAGGCUUAUGUUCUUCGAAUAGGAUCUGCUCUCGUAGCGAGAGAGAGAGAGAGAGAGAGAGAGAGAGAGAGAGAGAGAGAGAGCUGUUUCACGAUUUCUCGAACAAGCAACGCGUUUUGUUACAAAGCACAAGACAUUCGAACUUACCAUAAUUUUCUGUUACGUAGCUACAGUAAAGGUAACAUUGAUUCAUACUUUUUUUUUUUUUUUCAAAUACAUUUUCAAGUUAUAUCUUAACGUAAAAGAAAGCAACAAGUUCUGCAUCUUUUCAUUUACAUUUUCAGAAAGCAUAAAUUGAAUAGUAUAUUCAUCGAAUCGGUUUACGUAAUGAAAUGCAAGUACUUAAGAGAUGCGUAUCAGUGAUGGGCCCUCCAGGCAUGUAACGCGAGAACCUCAAUAAAUUGGAAAAAAUCGUUUCCCCGUGAAAAUGUCCACAGAACGACAAUUUUCGAAAGAAACAUUCGAUAUUUAAGAAAUGAUCGCUAUUAUAAAGUAAGCAUUCGUUACGAGAUAGAAGCGUAGAAUCUAUUUACUUUCGUCAGUCAUUGUUAGUAGCGAAAGAGGUUAUAAAACCGAUCCAUGAUUCAAAUUCGCAUACGAUAUGUCCAUCUUUUCGUUGAUCGGUUAUCAUAGACUAAUGUAGCGUGUUUUAUGAGCGAGCAUUUACACCAGACGACGGUGCCCUCCCUAUUCGUUCGUACGUAAAAAAGAAACGACGUUAGAAGAAAAAAAUAAUUUUAUCGUAACUUGUAAAUAAUUGAUCGAAAGAAGUAGAUUAGUUGUUCAAAGUAUCGUGCAAUUGUAGAGAAAGAAGAAAUUUAGAAAUAUCACGGAAGUCUCGAAGAAAACGUAGAUAGAUUGCGCGUGUAACGUAAUCGAACAAGAAACGAGAAUUCGCAUGAUGAAAAGUGAUUUUGUCUUCUUAAUAUUUUACAGACACAUACGUGUAACGUUGAUUUUUAUAGAGAAGAAAAAAUCAAGCAUUUAACAGAUCGUCCCAAGAGAAAGUAACGAGUUGAAACAUUUCUCUUAGAGCAAGAAAGAAACUGUAUAAAAAAAACGCGAAAAUUACAAGAUUAAUUAGUGUCGACUUUCAAUACUAGUACAAGUUUUACCAAUCGUUGUUGCAUCCUACUGUGCCGCUGUAAUUAGUACUACGACUAUAGUUGUCCCUUUCACUGUUACAUCUACUACUACAAAAUUGCUUGUCACUAAUAAUUAUUUAUGUUUUGUAAAUUAUUGUGUAAAUUGGAAGGUAAAAGAAAAUCGUAGAUAAUCGAGAAUCGUGUAUUUUUAAGUAUUUUCUUUGGUAACGUAAGGAAACACGGACAGAAAGUAUUAAUUCUGUUAUAAAACUUUCUUAAAAUAUACAGGAUGUUCCGACAGUGGUGAUAAAAUCGGGCAGUGGACAAGUCUAAUAAACUUACAGUUAGUAUAAUUACACUCUACCAAUGUUUAAACUGGAUUUUUUUGAAAGUAAAGAGUAUCUUCGACUUAUUUUCUCACAAGGAAUCGUCACUCGCUGCCCAAUUGUACCAUCAUCGCUGAAACAUCACGUGUAUGGGUGCGUUCGGCGCAGCAUUGAAUGAACGAACGUAUAUCCAAGUACGUACUGCACGGAUACGUGUUUAAUUGCAUUUUCAAGAGUAGUAAGUGAUGCUUGUUCCGUGUAUCGUAAAACGAUGAAAAUAGUUUGAUCGAGGUGACGAUGACGAACACGACGAACAGUCUGUAGACCAUAGUUUUAAGUUUUUAGCGAUAGAUUUCAUUACCAGAACGCAGAAUUAGUCGCAAUGGUUUCGCACUGAAUGUUUUUAGAUUCGUUAGGUUUCAAUUUCUUUUCAUUGGAGCACGGGCGAAUGUACAAAGCAAUGUUGGAUAGCUUGGCAUUGCGUGUUAUUUUUAUAUGAACCGAGAGAACGGUAGAUUAGUAAACGUACAGGAUUAAACGCGAGAAACCUAGGAGCAUCAGCGACGAUCAUGUUGAAUACAUGUAGUCGUCGCGAAUAUUUGUAAGGAACGAAACGGUUGUGUGAAAAAUUUGUUAUAAUUAUUAGCAUGAUAAUUGUUUACUACACUUUUGCGCGUCGAUGUGUAGGAUGUGCAUGUACAUACAUGAUUGUAUGCAUACGCAUCUAAACGAUAAACACGAAUAGAUAUGGUGAACGCGACGAAGCGAACGAGAUUAUAAAACAGACCACCAUAAAAAAUAACUCAACGUUUCUGAUCUGUGUGUAUAUAUAUAUGCAUACAUACAUACAUACAUACAUACAUAUUUCCAAUACAUGGCACGAAGUUUUAUUUUUCAUUAGCAGGGCCAUGUAAACGAAAAAAUAACGGAGAAACAAUAGGAAAAAGUGAAACUCUGUUGAAACGUCCUGAACGAUUAAAGAGAGAGAAAGAAUGCAGAGGACUCGUUUGAGGCCCGAAGAGAAGGAGACAAAAAUAUAGUAAUUUUGGGUUCCUCACGGAUACAGUCAGUUUUAUAAGAUUUAGAAGAUUUAUUUUUCGCUAUGUACAGAUGGCUUUUAUUUAUCAUUGUUUCGCAAAUGAUACAGUUUAGGUCUUAUCUUUUAAAGCCUCCAUUUUGUCUUUAUUUAUUUGAGGUCUAUAUAGAUAAGUAAUAGAGAGAUAGAUAGAUAGGUAGAUAUAUAAAUAGAUAUAUAUAUAUAGAUAGAUAGAUAGAUAAAUAGAUAUGCGAGUGAGUGAAUGGAAGAACGAAUAAAUAUAAAAUAUAUUGCAUACUAUACGUACAUAGGUGUCGUAUAUUACACGCAUGUAUGCAAAGAUAUUCGCGUAAACGGUACGUGUACAUGUAAAAUGUAUUAAAAAAGUUGGUUUUAAUCGGCGUUCCAAAAAAGUUUUCAAAUCAAUCGAAACUCUCUUUCUCUUUCUCUCUGUUGAUCGACUAAAGGUGUGAAAAAAUAUGCGUUAUACAUACAUAGAUAUUUUUCUCAAGUAUACGAUAACCGCGAAUGUGAACUAUAUUGUUGGAUUUAACGUAAAAUCCAUUCAAAGUUCUACUUAAGCAUUUACUUACUUUUCGACUACUUAAACGAAUAGUAUUUAUUUAAAAAAGAAACGCUUCAAACUGUAUUUGCUCCUUGAUUAGACGACGAUAGAUAUAUUAAACGUUAGACGUACAAGUUUUUUAUAAUAACGCCGUGUUGCUUCUGUACACACAGUAUGCAAGCGUAUCCCGCGCACAGUCGAUUCAGAGAGAAGCAGUAACUUGGAAAGAUUUGACAAUCAUGCCAACUUUUUUUCCGACGGUACUGACUUUUUGUAUAAAUGCGUCAUAUGUAAAUAUUUAUUAUUUUUACUGUAUAAUGAAACGUGUAUUUCUGUCGUUUCGGCUGAACAUUGAAUCUCGCCGAAUCCUGUUCACAUAUUUCCUACUUUGUUUUUCUUUUUUUUUUUUUUUUGCACUUCGACACUAACGCAUUCAUUUAAUUCACGCGUCGACCAAAAUGCAAUUAUUACAGUUUUCCAAACGGGAGACAUCUUCAUUGUUCAGCCAUUACGAAAGAACGAGGUGCAGACGCUCUUCAUUUUUUUUAUAAUUUGUUAUUUAAUGUAAUGGAUGUUAUGAAAAUGUUCUCUAUUUCAGACGUUAUAAGUUUUCUGUUUCUUUGGUAUUAUUAAUAUGUAAGCUUAUCUCCUAAAUUAAACAUUUUCUAUGAUAA